This is a messenger RNA of Colossoma macropomum (tambaqui), 1930 nucleotides long. RefSeq names its product FXYD domain containing ion transport regulator 7 (gene fxyd7). The coding region runs from base 185 to 403 and encodes 72 amino acids. Lineage: Eukaryota; Metazoa; Chordata; Actinopteri; Characiformes; Serrasalmidae. Gene Ontology annotation, biological process: regulation of sodium ion transmembrane transporter activity. Gene Ontology annotation, molecular function: sodium channel regulator activity. The transcript has 6 exons. The record is from RefSeq and is a predicted model, not a curated record. Gene Ontology annotation, cellular component: membrane.
GGUUUCUUCAGUUUUCUGGCGCUUCUGACACUUUGCCGCUAGAGGGCGCAGGUUAAGACUGGGCUUUGAUGGCAUAUGAAGAGCAGAUGCGCUUCUCCUUCACUCCACUCCUCAGAAAAGCACCGAGUCACACAGAAGAGAGAGAAACUGAGGAAAAGCCCGUCCCAGACACAGCACUGCGGUCAUGGCGACUUCAGAAGAGUCACUGUGGGUGGAUCAGAGUGCCUUUGAAUAUGACUAUGAGACGUUGCGAACCACGGGGGUCAUUCUGGCAGUGGUGAUGUUUGUAGCCGGGAUCCUCAUAGCCCUGAGUAAAAAGUUCAAAUGCUCAAAAUCGUCCAACUCAAGUCCAGUGGAAGGUCCUCAGCCACCAAAGACAGAAGUACCUUCUCAGACAGUAUAGAGGCAUCCACCUACCAGGGAGGGAGCCAGUGCAGACAGAAAAGAAGCUGAUAUACCCACGACUGCUUAUAAGAACGUGGAAGAGCUGCAUGUGAACGUCCACUUUUUUCUACACUGGACUCUGAGAUUUUCAUCCUUCAGUUUUCUUUGUAGGUCUCAUCCUGUAAGUCCAGUUCGGGUGGGUCUUUAUGCUUUCAGACCUUUUCUGCAGGUCUGUCAUUGUUGGCCUUGGGUUAUUUAUUUGGGUCAUUUUACCCGAGACUGUACACUCACCAUUCACUUCAUUAGGACCUUACAUCAUGGUUCUACUCACCGGCCACUUUAUGAGCUCCGCCAACUUCAGCUUCACUACAUAGACGUACAAUUACAAUUUGAUAGUUUCUGAUCACAGGACCACUGUUGAUCAGAUGUUACUUGGGUGGUGGACCAUUUUCAGCACAGCCGUGUUGCUGGGGUUUUGACACACCCCAGUGUCACUGCUAGGUUGAGAGAGGUCUGCCACUCAAAAAUAUCCAGCCUGGAGUGGCUCUACAGCCAGAAACUGACCAGUUAUGAAGGGCUGGAGUAGGGGUGCCCUGCUCUAAACUCUGCAGGGUGGUAGAUCUCCAGGACCAGGACUGGACACCCCUGGCUAAAGUUGGCUAACACAGACUAUGCUUUGACAAAUGGGCUUAAGCCUCUAAGACCCUGUUUACACCUGGUUGUUUCAUGCAAUUAGUAUCUGGAUUGCAAGCUUUCACGAUUUUAACCACAUUUAUGAUUUUUACUCAAAUGUGUCGGUUAGCCAGACUGAAAUUCGAUCAUUAUAUGCCAAGUAAUGUACUAUUCUGCUCAUAUGCAUCAACCAGUCGCCUGUGUUGUUCCUAAUUUUUUUCCAGUUCUAUUCAAAAUGUGGUUGAAAAUCACAGUGCAUGGUGUUUUUGAACUGUGAGUAACAACAAGGCCAAGAAAGAAGAACCAAACUGGCACUUUAUUAUAGCUAAGUAGCAACUGGGGGGAGGCAUCUUUACAGUGUCAGGUGUCAAAUAGGCCUCUGAAAUCAUGUAGUCAUUCUAUAUUCCAUAUUAGGCCUAAACUGGUUUUCUCGGUGACAGAAACGAAUGGCGUUUUGGAAAAUUGCCACUGUCAAAUGGUAAACGGAAAUGUUCCAAUGCUGAUACGUUUUGCCGUAUAGACAUUAUUCCUCUGGACGUUGCAGGAUUCGCUGAAUUGCGGGGUCAUUCAUGUAUGCAAGCUAACACUGCUGUGCACUGAGCUGACAUCCUAAGACUGCCCUGCUGAAAAAGGAGCAUUAGGAUUAAAACCUGGGUUUGCUUUUUUAUGUAGUUCUGUUAUAAUGAAAGUUUUGGGGGGAGGAACAUGCCUUAAAACCCCUCCUUCUUCCAAUCUAAUGCCCUAUAAAUUCACAUCCUCACCUUUCGUUCCUGUGAUGAAGGGUUCGCAAUCCCCACCACCACCCCAUCUCCCCCCCUGUUCCUCAGUCCUACAUCAGUCCUGCUACAGGCAGAAGCUGCCCAGAACUCCAUCC